AUGAAUUUCAGUUAUUCCCAUUUUCCUUUUCGUUUUUUUCUUUCUUUCAUUCUUUCUUUUUUUUUCACAUAUGUAUACAAUUUUCUUUUUCUUUCUUUCUUUCUUUUUUAUUCACAUAUCUAUACAAUUUUCUUUUUCUUUCUUUCUUUCAUUCUCUCUUUCUUUUUUAUUCACAUAUACAAUUUUUUUCUUUCUUUUUUAUUCACAUAUUUAUACAAUUUUCUUUUUCUUUGUUUGUUUGUUUGUUUCUUUCUUUUUUAUUCACAUAUCUAUACAAUUUUCUUUUUCUUUCUUUCUUUCAUUCUCUCUUUCUUUUUUAUUCACAUAUUUAUACAAUUUUCUUUUUCUUUCUUUCUUUCAUUCUCUCUUUCUUUUUUAUUCACAUAUUUAUACAAUUUUCUUUUUCUUUCUUUCUUUCAUUCUCUCUUUCUUUUUUAUUCACAUAUUUAUACAAUUUUCUUUUUUUUUUUCUUUUUUCUUUUUUUUUUUUUCACAUAUUUAUUUCUUUUCUUUUUCUUUCUUUUUUCAUUCUCUUUCUUUUUUUAUUCAUUUUUUUCUUUUUCUUUCUUUCUUUCAUUCUCUCUUUCUUUUUUAUUCACAUAUUUAUACAAUUUUCUAUUUCUUUCUUUCUUUAUUUCUUUCUUUAUUCCUUUUUAA
Acanthosepion pharaonis is the source of this 657-nucleotide messenger RNA. NCBI's taxonomy places the organism in Eukaryota, Metazoa, Mollusca, Cephalopoda, Sepiida, Sepiidae. The record is from the annotation of a GenBank genome assembly.